Molecule: messenger RNA, 567 nt
Organism: Prorocentrum cordatum
Lineage: Eukaryota; Dinophyceae; Prorocentrales; Prorocentraceae
Source: the annotation of a GenBank genome assembly
AUGAUACGCCGCCGAUCACCUCAUGACCGCUCAGAAGGCCGCCACGAAGGCCUUCAGGCGAGCCUCGCAGAGCUGCGCGGCCGCGGCGGUGAGCUAGGAGUUCACCUGGUCGAUGUAAGAGUGCGUGGACGAGUCGUUGGGCUUCUUCAGCUCGGUGGUGGCAAACUCAGGCAGCGCGUAGCCGACCUUUCCGUUGAUGUUGGCGUACAGGGCGUCGAGCUUCUGGGCAGAGGCCGCGGACGGGCUGGAGAAAUUGCCCUUGGCCUCCGCGGCGAUCUUCUCCACCUCGGCGGCCUCGGCGGCGGUGGCCAUGGAGGUCUGCUGGAAUUCCUUCUCCACGGCCUGCUGCGCAGAGGCAACGCGCUCCGGCAGGGUGCCGGUAGGGAGGAGGAGGAGGAGGAGGAGAAGGAGGAGGAGGAAGAGGAGGAGGAGGAGGAGGAGGAGGACGGAGGAGGACCCUGCAGGGAGCCGAAGGCAUCGUUGACAUGCUUGGCCACGGGGUCGUCGCUCGCCGUCAGAGGCUCGCCCGCCAGGCUCGUCACGGCCGCCGCGGAGGCGCUGUCCUGA